AUGAAAAGAAAGCAAGGCUUUGUGGCUGAUGGCGCGAAUUCGGAGAAGAGAAGAAAACAAACAUCAUCAAAAAAGGAAUUAAAUACUGAUGGUGAUCAAGUUUUGAUGAAAACAUUAUUAAAGGCUAAUUUGAAUGAGGAUGUAUUGGGAGUUAUUUUCGACUUUUUAGAUUAUUCAUUCUUGUCCAGAAAAUGUAGAUUUGUCUGUUUGCAAUGGAAUGAAGCCUUUUGCAAUAUGCCUGUUCUUUCAUCUCAUAUUUCUGCUCCAUUGACAGAUUUUUUCGCAAGGAAAGCAAAUGAAGGUGAAUUGUAUAUGAUUAGAGAUUUGAGUUUGGAAGGAAUCUCAAAAGAUUUUGAUUUUUCAUUGUUAUAUAAUCUUGAAAAGUUGUCUCUUCGAUCCCAAGGGCAUACUAUGGUGCCUGACUCUAUUCAAUGUUUGCCUAAAUUGAAAAGUCUACAAUUGUUCAAAUUUAUUAUAACAGCUACACAUAUUGAAUCUUGGACUAAACUACCUAAAUUAGAGGAGCUCUCAGUUAAACACAAUCCAGAAUUCUUUGAAUUUUCAGCUUACCAUGAUUUUUCGAAUGUAAAAAAAUUGGAAUUAUGCAUCAAGAACGAGGAUUAUCUUGAUUAUUCUGUGAUUAUUAAUGGAAAGAUUUCAAAGAAUUUAACUCAUUUCACUUUAUUACUUUCACAUGGUUCUAUUUCCAUUGUUGAACCAUUACCUAAAUUAACUUUUUUGAAAUUGUCGUAUUGUGACAUAAAGAAGGUUGAUGCAAUUUGUAUUCCAUUACUUUCAGAGAUUACAUUCGACGCAGCAUUUACAGAUGAUGACUCUGCAAUUUGUAUUUUAAAAGCCCCUUUACUAAAGAAGGCAGCACUGAAAUCAGACUAUUUGGACGAAAAAUGUGCAAUGAUGAGUUCUACCCAUAUAGAGGAUCUGGAAUUGGAUGAUUUGGAUAAUGACCCAGUAUUUAGCAUAUUCAAUCCAAAGUUUAGUGCUUUGAAGAGAUUAUCUGUUCCAAAUUCAUUUAUUGGGAACAGAAAUGAUUUUUCUAUGUUCAAAAACCUUACAGAGUUGAAUGUUAAUGAAACCAAAAUAGGAAAUAAGGUUCUAUUGGCUAUUUCAAAAAUGACACAAUUAACUUCUCUUAAUAUUGGAAAAAACGAUAUUACAAAGAAUGUUUUCAAACAUUUGAAAAAAUUAGAUAAUUUAACAGCUCUUGAUUUAGAGGAUUGUGGAGUAAAAGAUAUCACUCCACUGGCAAAAUUAACCAAAAUUACAAAGUUGAAUUUGAAAAAUAACUAUUUGAAAGGAGAAUGGUUGCAAAAAUUAGUAUCAUAUUUACCAAAUUUAAGGAAGCUGAAUUCGGAAGGAAACGAGCUGACUUCUUUGGCUCCAUUAUCACUAUUAACAAAUAUUCAAAAAUUGAAGUUGAAAAGUCUUAAGUUUAGUGAUAUCAAAGAAAUGCAGCUACAACAUCUCUUGAAAUUAGAAUAUUUGGAUAAACUUUCAAUCACAUCAAUGGAUAUUGGAGAGGAAGGAGCUAAGAUAUUAGGUAGAGGAAGAUUUAAACAUCUCAAACUUAAUAUUUGUGAGCUACACGAUAGAGCAUUACCAUUCAUCCUAACAAAUACCUCCCUCAGAACUCUUGAUCUUCAGAAAAAUAAUCUUACCGAAAAAGGAGUUAAUAUAAUUUCAAAAUCAUAUUUGCCAUUCAUGCAAAAAGUUAACGUUUCUGAAAACAAAUACUAUGCAUCAAUUGAGGAAGAUGAUUCAAAAUUCCAAAUUGUAAACAAGAAUGCAAGACCAUUACCAUUUAGAGUUAUCUUUUUUUAAACACCUACUCUGUCAACCAUAAUGUAAAUAAAUCCUGGAAAUGUAAGU
Molecule: messenger RNA, 1887 nt
Organism: Naegleria gruberi
Lineage: Eukaryota; Heterolobosea; Eutetramitea; Acrasida; Naegleriidae
Product: leucine-rich repeat domain protein
Exons: 1
Coding region: 1-1839 (612 amino acids)
Cellular component (GO): plasma membrane
Molecular function (GO): protein binding
Source: RefSeq, a predicted model, not a curated record